Messenger RNA from Magallana angulata, 1909 nucleotides. Its product is annotated as ras-like GTP-binding protein rhoA. The record is from RefSeq and is a predicted model, not a curated record. Gene Ontology annotation, molecular function: GTPase activity; GTP binding. Gene Ontology annotation, biological process: small GTPase-mediated signal transduction. NCBI's taxonomy places the organism in Eukaryota, Metazoa, Mollusca, Bivalvia, Ostreida, Ostreidae.
UUACAUAAACAAACUCUUAGAUGUCAUAUUGUGUAGACCAAGUUUAAAGAAGUUGAAAUGGCGAAAGUGCGGAGGAAGUUAGUUAUCGUGGGUGAUGGGUCCACCGGUAAAACAUGCCUUUUAAUGGUGUUUAGCCGCGGCGAUUUUCCCGAAAUCUACAUACCUACGGUAUUUGAUACGUACGUAGCAGAUAUUGAGGUGGAUAAUAAACAGGUGGAACUGGCUCUGUGGGACACGGCGGGUCAGGAGGACUACGACAGACUACGCCCACUCUCCUACCCCGACACUGACGUCAUCUUAAUGUGCUACUCCAUAGACAGUCCCGACAGCCUGGUCAACAUCAGGGAAAAGUGGACCCCCGAGGUCAGACAUUUCUGCCCCAGUGUCCCCAUCGUUCUAGUGGGCAAUAAAAAAGACACACGCACUGAUCCUGAAGUGAUCAAGGAAUUGGAGCUCAAGAAGGAAGAGCCGGUGAAUACCCAGGAGGGACAGACGGUGGCGGAGCAGAUCCGCGCCUUCUCCUUCGUGGAGUGUUCCGCCAAAACUCAGGACGGUGUCCGUAAGGUGUUCGAGACAGCCACCCGGGCGGCGGUACAGGUGGAUAAUAAACUGGUGAAACUGUAUCUGUGGGACACAGGCACAGCGGGUCAGGAGGACUACGAGAGACUAUGUCCCCUCGGCUACUCCGACACUGACGUCUUUUUAAUGUGAUACCGGUCAAUAGACAAUCCCGACAGCCUGGUCAACAUCAGGGAAAAGUGGACCCCCGAGGUCAAACAUUUCUGCCCCAGUGUCCCCAUCGUUCUAGUAGGCAAUAAAAAAGACACACGCACUGAUCCUGAAGUGCUCAAGGAAUUGGAGCUCAAGAAGGAAGAGCCAGUGAAAACCCAAGAGGGACAGACGGUGGCGGAGCAGAUCCGCGCCGUCUCCUUCGUGGAGUGUUCCGCCAAAACUCAGGACGGUGUCCGUAAGGUGUUCGAGACAGCCACCUGGGCGGCGCUACAGGUCCGGAAAAAACGGAAGCUGCGAAAGUGUAAACUUUUGUGAUUUCAUGUUGAUGUGCAUAUUUUUGUCUAUUUUAAAAAAAAAAGAAAUAAACAUUAAAAUAGCAUUUUAAUGCGAAAAAAUCAGUAAGAAAUGUGAAUUUUAUAUUCAGUGACAAUUCAAUGAGAUGGUGGUCGCCAGGACUCAAUGGUUUGGUCGGUGCCCAAAAAUUAUUUUACACCCGCGUAUGAAUAGGAAGGAUGAAGACAGUAGCUGACUGAAACAGAACAGACUCCAAGCCAAUAUCAAAAGAUACAUUAUUUCUUAUCUAUUCUAAUAUUCAUGCAACUUUACAAAAUGUGUGCAAUAUUCGAUUUUUGAACUACUGUGAUUGUUUGUUCUUAGGUUUUAUGGAUAUUCAGAUGUUUAUUUAUUACACAUAAUUAAAAAAGGCCCAUGGCCAGAAAGUUUAUCUGACAACCUAUUCUUUAAAAUUCAUUUAAAGCAAACUUUGGCAACAAUUAACAGGGUUACUAUAAAUUAAGUUGAUUAUCAUAACAAUUUAAGACAGGUUGUCACUGUUUAAAAUUUUUAAUUACAAAUCACAUAAAAUUAACAAAUAUUUAUAAAGACAACAAUGAUAGCAAAGAUGAAGAUAAAUGGCUCACAUUUUUUCUCCAUUUUUGUUAAAUACAUCAUAAACAUUAUCUACCCAGGAAGGGACGAUGACAUAUAUGUUAAUUGAAACCUUGACUGAUUUGAUAAUAACUAAAUUGAAGCUGUCACUUCCAGUGACCUAAUUACAGUAACUAAAAGAUGGUAUAAAAUGUAUCCUUAUUGCAAUUUAGCCAAAAAAAAAAAAAACAAACCCCAGAGAAUUUUCAAUAGGCUUCAAUCAUAUAAAAAAGAUGGCAUACGGCCAGUA